AUGACAACACGGCGGAGCAACAAUGCCACUGCCACUGCCACCCCCACUGCUGAGCUGGACCGGCUUCCGCCUGGAACUGAACAAACCCGUCGGGUGCGAUCAACGUGCGUAUCAUAUCUUCGGUAUCGAUCGACCGGGUCCCGGUCUGUCUCCACAAUUGUACUGGGUAAGCUUCUCGACGGGUCCGUUGACGCGUGA
Messenger RNA from Penicillium waksmanii, 198 nucleotides. RefSeq lists its product as uncharacterized. The transcript has a single exon. NCBI's taxonomy places the organism in Eukaryota, Fungi, Ascomycota, Eurotiomycetes, Eurotiales, Aspergillaceae. The record is from RefSeq and is a predicted model, not a curated record. Bases 1 to 198 code for a protein of 65 amino acids.